This is a messenger RNA of Neopelma chrysocephalum (saffron-crested tyrant-manakin), 2943 nucleotides long. It is a transcript of the gene GRB14, whose product is annotated as growth factor receptor bound protein 14. The transcript has 13 exons. NCBI's taxonomy places the organism in Eukaryota, Metazoa, Chordata, Aves, Passeriformes, Pipridae. Gene Ontology annotation, biological process: insulin receptor signaling pathway; negative regulation of insulin receptor signaling pathway. Gene Ontology annotation, cellular component: cytoplasm; plasma membrane. The coding region runs from base 142 to 1488 and encodes 448 amino acids. The record is from RefSeq and is a predicted model, not a curated record.
UAGAGCCUUAGUCUUUCCUUUGUGCUGACUCUCCAAUAUUUAGGCUAUGAGAAAUUAGGCUUCGAGGAAUAUUGUUAACUACUUUGUUCUGCUUUAUGUUAUCAUCUGGAUGAAGGUUGGCGAGUUCUGUGAAAAGCAGGCAUGAGUUUGUCUUCCAGAAGAGUAACAUUGCCUGCAGUUAUGCCAAUAACUCUGCAGAAAAGGGUAAUCAAAGUGUAUAGUGAAGAUGAUACUAGCAGAGCUUUGGAAGUACCCAGUGAUAUAACAGCCAGGGAUGUAUGUCAGCUCUUGAUAUUGAAGAACCACUAUAUUGAUGACCACAGCUGGACUCUCUUUGAACAACUUACCCACACAGGUUUAGGAAGAGCUAUAGAAGACCAUGAAUUAGUGAUGGAAGUUCAAUCAAAUUGGGUAAUGGAAGAGGAAACCAAACUCUAUUUUAGAAAAAAUUAUGCCAAGUAUGAGUUUUUUAAAAAUCCCCUGAACUUUUUUCCAGAUCAUAUGAUAUCUUUUCCAAGUGAGACAAAUGCUGCUCUAAGCCACUCUGGGAUAUUACAGAUGUUCCUAAGCUCCAGCACGUAUCCUGAGAUUCAUGGUUAUUUGCAUGCAAAGGAGCAGGCAAAAAAAUCAUGGAAAAAAUUGUAUUUUCUUUUAAGAAGAUCUGGCCUUUAUUUUUCCACUAAAGGUACUUCUAAGGAGCCAAGGCAUCUGCAGUUUUUCUGUGAAUUCAGCAAUAGUGAUAUGUACAUGUCUUUAACAGGCAAAAAGAUUUCUGGAGCACCAACAAACUAUGGAUUCUGCUUUAAGCCUAACAAAUCAGGAGGAACCAGAGACCUGAAACAGCUCUGUGCAGAUGAUGAACAAAGUAGGACCUGCUGGAUGACAGCAAUUAGGUUGCUUAAGUAUGGGAUGCAGCUGUAUCAGAAUUACAUGCAACCAUAUCAAGGUAGAAGUGGCUGCAGCCCUUUGAAUUUAACACCUAUGAGAAGCAUUUCAGAAAAUUCUUUAGUAGCAAUGGAUUUCUCAGGACACAGAAGCAGAAUUAUAGAAAAUCCAACGGAAGUCCUUUCAGUUGCAGUUGAAGAAGGAUUAGCAUGGCGGAGGAGAGGGUGUCUCCGACUCAACUCACGUGGUAGUCCUAUUGCCAUGUCUAACAUGGCUAUACACAGAUCUCAGUCGUGGUUUCAUCAUAAAAUCUCUAGAGAAGAGGCUCAGAGACUUAUUUUGCAGCAUGGACUUGUAGAUGGGGUAUUCCUGGUACGUGAUAGCCAAAGUAACCCCAAAACAUUUGUAUUGUCAUUGAGUCAUGGAUUAAAAAUAAAACAUUUUCAAAUUGUACCAUUGGAAGAUGAUGGGAAGCUAUUCUAUACCCUUGAUGAUGGUCAUACCAGAUUUACUGAUCUCAUCCAGCUAGUGGAAUUCUACCAACUUAAUAAAGGAGUUCUGCCUUGCAAGUUAAAACACUAUUGCGCACGAAUUGCUCUUUAACCAAAGCAUCUGUUGUUUCAUCAGAGGGAAAGGAAGAUACUAGAAUACGUUUCCCCUAGAGGGAAUUUGUAUAGCAAAAAGGGGGCAAAAAGCAUUACAUUGUAAAGAUUCUAUGUUUAAGCUGCAAAAAAAAUUUAUAUUCUAUAUAGAUAAGAACUUUGCUUUGUGAUUGUCACAGCAAAAUUAACUUUAUGGUUUUAAAAAACCAUUCUUUCCUAUGUAAUUCUUUAGUGUUGUCUUGUACUUUGGGUUUUUUUUCAACUGAAAACAGUUUUGAAAAAUAUUGUCUAUCUCCUACAAAAAUAUAACUGAAGGAAGAUCUUUGUUCUUAGGUUUAAAAUUAACUUUUUGUCUCUAUAAAUGUUUCUCAUAAUUUCUGUUCAUCACAUAAAAGAAUAACAUUUACUGUGGUGAGGUUAAGAAGCUGAACUGCACAUUUUAUUUGUAAAUAAAAUGAAUAAAUAUUUUGCACUAUAUUUUUGAAUGCUACUUUGAGGAUUAUCAUAUCCAAAAAGUGAAAAAAUCAUUAAAACCACUUAUAACUGCUCAGUUGUAUUGAGUUGUGCUAUUAUUGUUGUAAUAUUUUAAAGGAUUUUUUUCUCUAAUGACUAAAUCUGUAUCUUUGUACAGGGCUGGAGUGUCACUGACUUGGCUGUGGAAUGUAUAAACAUGCAUAAAUUAUUAUGUGGUGGAUAACAUGGUUUAGUGCAUACCUAUAGUCUCUGACACAGAGAGAGACUUCUUAAAUUCUGUGGAUUGUUGCACAGUUAAGAAGGGAAUCAACUUCAGUUGCUCUUUAAAAAUAAAGGUAAUGUCUUAAUAUUUGCAAAUUAACAAUAUUUACAAUACUUGCAAAUAAAAAUAAAUUUAGUGGGCUUGACUCUGCUGAAAACCUUGUGAAAGUGUAUGUGCAGUCAGUUCCUAGCUUAUUUUAUUAUUUAUCACAAAAUAAAAAUGUCAGUAUAGCUAUUGGUCAACCAGUCUUUGCAGAUUACCAAGUAUCUAACAUUCCAACUAAAAGGAACUGAGAUGGUAGACCAAGUCAAAUUUGGGACCAUAGCAUUAGAAAUACUUUUGAUAUCUGUGUUUUGAAAGAAAGAUGAUACUGCUGCAUCCUUGAACAAAAAUUCGAGUGCAGUAGGGCCUGAACUGAAUGAGGCAUCCCUGGGUGUCCUGAUGCUUUGCUGUCCAAGAGAUUUGAUCUUGUUAUGAGGACAUUGUCCUGGGUAUCUCUGUGUGGUUAAAGGUGGUAUUUGGAGAUGGGCCAUCACACUGAAUCCAGCCCCCCUUCCUGUGCUUGCUUGGAUUCUCUGACUGUCAGGCAUACCAUCUGUGCUGCUGCAGGAGUUUCUGGGCAGAGAAGGUAAAGGAGGCCUGGGCAAGGGAUGGAGUGAGUUGGACCCGAGGCACAGCAAUGCCAGUGUGUGUAAGCUGACAAGGCCAUGUAGAUGGAAG